CUUAAAUCUGAAAGAGCUUUCCGACAUUUCUGCAAGAAAGAGCUUUCUUUCCUAAAACAUAUGCCAGCAAUAAUGGCCAUCCCCGCUCUCGCUUACUUUUGUUGCAUUCUCAGCUUUUUACUUUUGCUUCUCCAAUGCGCUUCCCUCUCGCAAGAUGGCGUUAUACUUCUUAAAAUCAAGAAGGCAGAUUGGAGGGACACCCGAAAUGCUUUGAGCGACUGGAACGAGUCUCUUAGAAAUCCAUGUGCUUGGACAGGAAUCUCCUGUGGUACUUUCAACACCGUUACCGCUGUUGAUCUCACGGGGGCCUCCAUUUCUGGCAACCUCACUUCUGCCAUAUGUCUCCUUCCUAAUCUCACUGCCUUGACUCUCCAAGACAAUGCUUUCAGCGGUCCCUUCCCCCAUGGCCUCUUGCAUUGCAAGCGUUUGCGCAAGCUCGAUUUGUCAGGCAAUCAUUUCGCCGGAACGCUGCCCACCCGUAUCUCCGAACUGACUGACUUGAGAGAGUUGAAUUUGGCAUAUAAUAGUUUCAAUGGCUCCAUUCCUCCAUCCUUCGGAAUGCUGCCAAAUCUCGAAGCUCUCUUCUUCCACGACAAUAGUUUGAGCGGGGCAUUCCCUAAGUUUGUCGGGGAUUUGGAGUCUCUGAAGAGCCUCACGAUUGGUGAUAAUCCUCUGAGUUCUGGUGUGGUGCCCAGAGAGCUGGGCAAUUUAUUGCUCCUGCAGGAGUUAUGGCUAUAUAACUGUAGUCUUGAAGGCGGAAUUCCGACUUUCUUUGGCAAUUUAACCCAUUUGGAGCGGUUGGAUAUGUCAAGAAAUAAUCUCUCCGGGGAUAUUCCAAUCAGUUUAAUGGCUCUCUCGAAUUUGAGAGAAUUGUGUCUCUAUGAGAACAAUUUGUCUGGACAAAUUCCGGCCAACAUUGGCCAACUGAAGAGCUUAUCCAUUUUGGAUUUUAGCCAGAAUCAGCUUCAAGGCACAAUUCCCGACGGAGUCGCCAAUCUCACAUAUUUGAAUUGUCUGCAAUUGUUCAACAAUCGACUCACCGGGGAGAUACCUGCUCAGCUCGGCACGCUACGUUACUUACGUUAUUUGAAGCUGUUAGGCAACAAGCUCAGUGGAUGGUUACCCCAGAGUUUGGGUACAUUCUCCAAUCUCUUUCUCGUUGAAGUGACAGGAAACGAAUUGGAAGGACCUCUGCCAAGCAAUCUGUGUCGAGGAGGAGCGCUCUAUGGCUUUUCUUGCUCUUCAAAUAGUUUCAACGGUAGUCUGCCUUCGUCCUUUAAAGACUGCAAAUCUCUAGAGUAUCUGAAAAUCAACAACAAUAAUCUGAGUGGUGAGAUUCCUCCUGGGCUCUGGGGUGCUUCCAAUCUCAAGGAAUUGUUGCUCAGCAACAACAAGUUUGAAGGCCAGAUUUCAGCUGCAAUCGGCGAAGCGAAGAAUCUGAGUCGGUUGGAGAUAAGUAACAACCGGUUGAAAGGAAGAAUCCCUGCAAAGAUUGGACAGCUGACAAAACUUGAAGUAUUUGAAGCCAGCAACAACCAGUUGUCAGGGCCCAUUCCUCGUGAGCUUGGGGCCUUAAUUUUGGUCAUCACUCUCCAGCUGGAACAUAACUUGCUGUCAGGAGAAAUUCCUGAGGAAAUAAUGUCGCUAAAGGAUCUUCAUCAGCUCAAUUUGAGUCACAAUCGACUUAAAGGCGAAAUCCCUGCAGCCAUGAACGACAUCAUGAACAGUUUCGAUCUGUCAAACAAUUUGCUUUCUGGCGGAAUUCCUCCCGGAUUAGGACGCCUGAAACCAUGUGUUUUCAAUGUAUCCAACAAUGACUUGUCUGGACGCAUUCCUGACGCUCUCGACAUUCCGGCUUACAAGGAGGGUUUUCUGGGCAAUCCGAAGCUAUGCGGGGGUAAGAAUUUGAUGCUACCACCGUGUUCCUCUCCUCAUAAGUUGUCACCUCAGAGUUUAGCUGCCAUUGUAGUGGCCGUGAGCGUGUGCUCCAUUUUUCUGUGUUGCUUGUUUUUCAGGAAGCCAAGCAGCGGGCCAUCGUGGAAAUCAACCCCAUUCCACUCGACAGAUGUGGACGAGGUACACAUCCUCCACAAUUUGAAGGAGAGAAACGUGAUUGGAUCCGGAGGUGCUGGAAAGGUUUACAAGGUCAUUCUUCAAGAUGGGCGAGCGGUAGCCGUUAAGAAGAUCCAGAACAUGAGCAGAUCAACGGGCAGUUUUAAGAGAAAAGGUGAGCAAGAAGAGAAUAAAAUCAUAGAAGUGGAGGUGGAUAGAUUGGGACUCAUCCGGCACAACAACAUCUUGAAGCUUCUCUGCUGCAUUUCAAGUGAAGAGUCCGAUUUCAAGCUAUUGGUAUACGAGUUCAUGCCCAACGGCAGCUUAUUCGACCGUCUGCACGGUGAGCCAGGACCACAAAUGGCGCUGCGAUGGCUGAUGCGUUAUAAGAUCGCUCUUGACGCAGCUCGUGGGCUGAGUUAUAUGCAUCAUGAUUGCUCCCCUCCAAUAUUGCACAGGGAUGUGAAAUCCAGCAACAUCUUGCUGGAUGAGGAUUUUGCGGCUAAAAUUGCAGAUUUUGGCGUAUCCAGAGUCGUUGAUAGGCUGGGAGAUGAGUAUAGGGUGUCCAGUUAUGUAGGGUCUCCCGGUUAUAUAGCUCCAGAAUAUUCGGAAAGGCUAAGGGUAGACGAGAAAAGUGACGUGUACAGCUUCGGAGUGGUUGUGCUUGAGCUGGUGAGCGGGAGGAAAGCGGCGGGUGAGGCGGAGUAUGGAGAGGGAGUAGACAUCGUGCGGUGGAUACGUAAGAGAAUUUGGAUGGGAGGAGAGAGACAAGUGCUGGAUCAGCGGACGGUAGAAGAUAAUUGCGAAGAACAAAUGCUACGCGUCUUACGUGUAGGUUUGGUUUGCACGAACAGAGAGCCAAAGCAGCGGCCUUGCAUGAGAAGAGUGGUGGAGAUGUUAGUGGCAUGCGGUGAAGACAAUCAGAAGGAGACAAGGGAUGAAAAAUCAUUUCAGCAUUUUGGAAUCAAUUUGGGGUAGUCAAUCCUAGAGCGAGAACAAAAUGGUCAACGUUUCCAGAUUUAGGUUCGAUUGUUAGCAUCGGCCUUGGUUUUGUGAGUUUAAAUGAUAUAGUUGUGGUUCUUGUAUUAGAUUCAGGUUUAAAUGUAUUUGAGUGAUAUUUUAGUAUUAGUAGUCAUGUUUAAAUAAGAGUCUUGCUUGACUUGAUUCAUAGAGCAUUAAUCUUGAAUGGUGUAGGUGGAGAUUAAAAUUUGAGGAACAAAGACAAGGAAAUGAGUUGUUCUAGAAGCAGAGAGAGGAACAUUAAGUGGAGAUCUUUUUUAUAGGAGAGGUGAGUCAUCUAUGCUAGAGGAGAAAAGAAGAAUAUUGUUUAUGUCGGAGGAGAUAUAGAGGAAAUGUGUUGAAGCAAAAAGAUAGCAUAUUAGAAGUUAAUAUAUAGGAGGAGUUGAGGAAAGAGAAUUAUUUAAAUUAAAUUCACUAAUAUUCAUGUUG
Molecule: messenger RNA, 3501 nt
Organism: Cryptomeria japonica (Japanese cedar)
Lineage: Eukaryota; Viridiplantae; Streptophyta; Pinopsida; Cupressales; Cupressaceae
Product: receptor-like protein kinase HSL1
Exons: 2
Coding region: 61-3030 (989 amino acids)
Biological process (GO): protein phosphorylation
Molecular function (GO): ATP binding; protein binding; protein kinase activity
Source: RefSeq, a predicted model, not a curated record